ACUUUUAGCUGUCGGCACAUUGCGCCACGACCUCCGGAGCUAAAGCAGAAAUCGAUCCCGCAUACAUCAUCGAAUUCAGUCGCCUCGUCCCGAACCUUCUCAUCCGGGACUCCCUUUCCCCUUUUCUCCAGGACUGUACAUCUCACACUCAUCAUGGAGUCAGCCUCUAGCUUGCUCGAUUCUGGGUUGUUUGGGGGACUUGCUGGGCGAUUCCCCACCAACUUUUGCAAAUCGAUUGACGAUGGGUGGAGAGCGGAUUAAUGGGUUGCUGCAGGGUCAAUUUCAGCGGGGUUUGAAGGCAGAUAUAGGAAUGGGGGUUGAAUUGGUGGUUUUUGAGCAAUGGCUGGGGGGCCUGAGCGGCGGUAGAUCUUCUCCGUCAUUAUACUUGGCUAUAAAGCCUGGCUUGAUUGAUGCACCCACGUUGGAAUCGCAAUUGUGUGUCGUCCCUCAGAUGAAACUUCUAGGAUAUGUCUUCGAAGGUGGUUGCUUCACACCCCGAACUACGCGUUUCAAUCGUCAUCUGGGGCGCACCGGCCCAGUAGCCUUCGGAGCUGGUCUGAUUCCUCUCAACUCGGGCGCCAGGAGGCUCUGGUCCUGUCUCUUGCAAUUCCGAACUCGCAAGUUUGCACAUCCCUUCCGUCUAUCCCUGGUACCUUACUUAAUUUAUCGACAUCAUUUUGCUGAACCGACGCGUUCCCCAGUCUAUCUCUGCUAAAUCACGUUCAGAGUGUCACCACUUGUUCUGAUCAGUGGAUGCCCUCACACCCCUUCAUAUCCGGCUCCUGCCACACACAACGGAAUGGGAUCCGCAAAUACGGCGCCGUUGGCACCUC
Messenger RNA from Cantharellus anzutake, 833 nucleotides. RefSeq lists its product as uncharacterized. The transcript is spliced from 3 exons. The record is from RefSeq and is a predicted model, not a curated record. The coding region runs from base 242 to 715 and encodes 157 amino acids. Lineage: Eukaryota; Fungi; Basidiomycota; Agaricomycetes; Cantharellales; Hydnaceae.